AUGUUGAAGUUCGGCUUCAUCUUCUUGUUGCUCAUCAGCGCCUACCCGCCUAAUGUCUGGGCUUUGGUGGCAAGCAGUCGGGCUCGUCGGUUCGCGGAGGACGAAGCCUGUGAAAUGCGGGCUCUCGUCUGCUACACGUACGCCUGGAUGACCGCCAAGGGAUUGCCGCACGACCCGCCAACGGCUCUGGAGAAAAAGUGCAAACCAUGCGUACCCGCGGUCUGUGCCACGCCUCCUUCCUUCACUCCAACCACCGUUUUCUGGUCCACCAUCUUCUGCGAUCCUACAAAUUACUUUUGCACGGAUUUUCCCACCGAGGGUGUCGCCGUACAGCCAACCUGCAUCAAGCCUGUCGCCUUUGCAGUUCAAGUGGCCGGUGGAGUGGAGAAGAAGCACGUGCUGCUGGCGUUCAACAUCUGCACAAGGGAGAUGCUAGCCAAGGAAACUUGUCCCCUUGAUCUACUGAGUCGCGUACCCUAUAACCCAAAGUCCGUCGAUAUCAGCCCAGCGUUUUACGUCCAAUGCGACGCCGGAUUUCUGCCAUUGUUCCGCCUACGACGUGACGUCGACCCCGCCAACAUCGACUACAAAUACCCGAGAUGCAUCGAAUGGAAGGAUCUGAAGGAUGAGCAGGCGGCGCUCGUGAAGAACGACUACUUCUUGGACUGUGCUACGAAUCCGUUGGUCGCCCGCUACCCCGACGACGCAAGCCUUCGCGCGAUUCCACGCCCGUGCACCGACGUCGACUCGGAAACGGAGCUCUGCAUCGUCCCUCCCACCACGCUGGUGCCAGCAACCCCGGAAGUGGCGAAUAACACGAAAUAUUGGAAGAUGUAUCUGAUUGCUGGCGGAGCGGUGUUGAUGGUUGUCAUCGUCGGUGGUGGCUUCACCGUGGGCUUCUUCUGCAAGCGGAAACGUGGUCGCGCGAAGAUAACAGACGCAGAGGACCCUCCCGUGACGCCUUCACCGGAUGGAGGCUCCGAGAAGGAUAGCAGCGCCGACGUCGAGGCCGCUUCACCAGCUUCCACCGGAGGAACAGGCGUCGAGAAGGCGAAGGAGGGCGUUGGCGCUGGAGUCACGGAUGCGCCCAAAGCCGAUACGGGUGCUUCGGCUCCUGGGGCCGGGCAGCCAGCCGAGGGCCAAAACGUGCCCAGCAACGCCAGCGGCGAGAACCAGGAAGAAGCCCCCGGCGCCGAGGUCGUCGAUCCGAAACCUGCCAGUGCUUCAGCCCCGAAUCUCGUCCGAGGAGCGCGGCCGUUGCCCCGAGAACCGGAGGAGAGGGUUAGCCGCCGGGACAUAAUCCGGCGCAAGGCAGCGAGGGCUUUUUCCGCACCGCAGUGCCGCGUGCAUCCAUUAAUCGACUAUGAUCACCGUGACGUGGUCAGGAAAUGGGGCAUAGCCAUGUUGCAGUCGGGGCCUGCCUAUGCUGUAAAGCAGUUCUGCAAGAACAAACGG
Molecule: messenger RNA, 1455 nt
Organism: Mesorhabditis spiculigera
Lineage: Eukaryota; Metazoa; Nematoda; Chromadorea; Rhabditida; Rhabditidae
Source: the annotation of a GenBank genome assembly